UCCUUGGAAGGAUUUUUUUUUUAAAUGAUGAUGAUGUGAACCAGAGAACAAAAUAUUAGCAGCAGAGCAAUUUUAUUUUGCAAUUCAUUCUAUCUAUCUAUCUGUCUACCUAUCUGUCUGUCUAUCUAUCUAUCCUGAUACACAUCCAUCAGUCUGUCUGUCCAUCCAUACUUGGAAAAGAUGAUGCUCAAUUCAGACCAGACGGAAAUCGACAUGCCCCCAUCUCACUCCGAGACAGAGUCAGUUUUUAGUGACUGUGGGGGGGGCGGUGGCCGUGGGGCCGGAGUGGAGGAGGCCGGCAGCAUCGGCUUGUGUGCCCAGUCCCGGCUAGCUGAGCCGGGUGAGGCUCUGAAAAAGGACCUGCAGCACUUGACCCGAGAGGAACGUCGGCGUCGGCGGCGUGCCACGGCUAAGUACCGGACAGCCCACGCCACGCGGGAGCGCAUCCGCGUCGAGGCUUUCAACAUGGCCUUCGCCGAGCUGCGCAAGCUGCUGCCUACCCUGCCCCCUGACAAGAAGCUUUCCAAGAUCGAGAUCCUCAGGCUGGCCAUCUGCUACAUCUCUUACCUGAACCACGUGCUGGACGUCUGAGCCACCAAGCCCACAUCCGUCUGUCCGUCUGUCUGCUACAUCUCCUGCCUGAACCACGUGCUGGACGUCUGAGCCACCAAGCCCACAUCCAUCUGUCCAUCUGUGUGCUACAUCUCCUGCCUGAACCACGUGCUGGACGUCUGAGCCACGGAGCACACGUCCGUCUGUCUGUCUGCUACAUUACCUACCUGAACCACGUGCUGGACGUCUGAGCCACGGAGCACACGUCCGUCUGUCUGUCUGCUACAUCUCCUGCCUGAACCACGUGCUGGACGUCUGAGCCACCAAGCCCACAUCCGUCUGUCCAUCUGUCUGCUACAUCUCCUACCUGAACCACGUGCUGGACGUCUGAGCCACGGAGCACACGUCAGUCUGUCCAUCUGUCUGCUACAUCUCCUGCCUGAACCACGUGCUGGACGUCUGAGCCACGGAGCACACGUCAGUCUGUCCAUCUGUCUGCUACAUCUCCUGCCUGAACCAUGUGCUGGACAUCUGGGCCACUGAGCCCACGUCAGUCUGUCUGUCUGCUACAUCUCCUGCCUGAACCAUGUGCUGGACGUCUGAGCCACUGAGCACACGUCCGUCUGUCUGUCUGCUACAUCUCCUGCCUGAACCACGUGCUGGACAUCUGGGCCACUGAGCCCACGUCAGUCUGUCUGUCUGCUACAUCUCCUGCCUGAACCAUGUGCUGGACGUCUGAGCCACUGAGCCCACGUCAGUCUGUCUGUCUGCUACAUCUCCUGCCUGAACCAUGUGCUGGACGUCUGAGCCACGGAGCACACGUCAGUCUGUCCAUCUGUCUGCUACAUCUCCUGCCUGAACCAUGUGCUGGACGUCUGAGCCACCGAGCCCACGUCAGUCUGUCCAUCUGUCUGCUACAUCUCCUACCUGAACCAUGUGCUGGACGUCUGAGCCACCGAGCCCACGUCCGUCUGUCCAUCUGUCUGCUACAUCUCCUGCCUGAACCACGUGCUGGACGUCUGAGCCACCGAGCACGCGUCCAUCCAUCUGUCUGUUGCAUCUCCUACCUGGAUGUCUGAGCCAACAAUUGUCCAUCUGUCUGUCCAUAUUUCUCUACAGAUCCUGCCAGACAUGUGAGCCACCAAGCCCGUCUCUGUCUGUCUGUCUGUCCAUGAAUUUACCAUAUAGCCUAUCUGACUACUUCCUGGAGUCUGAUCCAUCUGUCUUUGUUUCUGCUACAUCUCCUACUGGGCAUCUGAGCCACCAAGCCCACAUCCAUCCGUCUGUCUAGCUGCUACCUGAACCACAUGUGGGACAUCUUGAGCCUCCGAGCCCAUGUCUGUCCACCCCUCCAUCUGUCUGUCUACUCCAUCUCUUACUGGAACCCCAAGCUGGACCUCCGAGCCGCAGCAGCACCAACAGUCCUGGGAUCUAGCCCAUGUGUCUCUCUGGUUUUUCUUCUACCUGAGCCAUGGCUUGGAUUGGUGAAGUAACAGCAGGAACCUUCCAGGCCUUUUGUCUGUUGGCUGCAUCUCUCCCUGCUGGCACCAUACACUGGGCUCCCAAAAGGCCCUGUCGCAAGAGGCAGCUGCGCCAUCUGAGCCUGACGCCCCCGGGCAACCCCCAGACCUAGGCAGACAAGGAAGGGAGCUUGACCCCCUGUGAGCUCCGGCAUUCCUUGCACAGCUGCAGGGCUCCUGGUUUUUCCUGCCCUGAAAAGAAAUACCAAACAUGCUGCAAAAAUGGAAGACAUGGGGCAGCCCCCAGCCCUAGCCCCACAAAGAUGGGAAAGCAGCAGCUUCCCUGCAGGGUCCAGAACCUAAUGAAGGGUGGAUGGUUCCCAUAGAUGGAUGGGAAAGAGGGCAUUUCCUUGCUUAGAUCCACUCCAGAAGACAUAAACCUUGUCCUCUGUCAUGACCCCAUCCCUUUUCCAAUAAGGGCAAGGGAAAACUGGCUGUGAGUCUGUCCCUGGGGGGAAUUUCAGUGCCCCACAGGGUGAGAACUGCCAUCAAGACUGGAUCUCGAGUUCCCGAGCCAGUUCCCAAUUCAGCAUCCCAAAGGUCGGAGUUAAUAGGCGCCAAUCUCCAUUGUCCUGCUGUUGUUUAUAGUGAUGCAAAGUGAGUGUGAAUGGUGCCCAUCCUGACUCAGGAGUGUUUGCACCUGCUUUGCACCAGUAUAAGUGACUGGACAAGGUGGACAACAGGCAGCCAAGCCCAGUGAGUGUUUGAUGGCAGCAGGCUCUGGUCCCUAAGGCUGUUUCAUGUCUCCUAGUAAGAGGGGUCAGCCUGGGGGAAAUGUGGUGGCUCUCCACUUAAGCUCCAGAUACAAUCCCAAACUACACCGGCAAUCUCAGAUGACUGGAUUUGCCUGCUGUAAUGAUCAGUGCACAGUGAAUAAGUAAGGCUGACCUCUACCUUGCCAUCAUUAGCCUCCAGAGUGAACAUCUUGUUGCAAUGAAUGGGAGUAGUUAAUUCACACCUCUCUUAGGGCUUCAGGCCUCGACUUUCCUUGGCCAUGCACCUUGUGUUGUCAUUAACCUCCAUGCAAAGCAAGUGUCAGGCCUUGCCUUCACUGGGAUUCCAGUCACCAGUUUUAACCCCUUAGUGGGACACAAUUUACCCCAACAGAGCACAGUUUUCACCAGUGCAGGUUAUCCGGUGCCUCCCUGGUGUAAGCUAUGAUCUGCGAUGGGUUUGCACUGGGGCAGCUGCACCUUAGAGGGAUCUGUGCACCCAGUUUGCACAGGUGCAAAUGACGGCCAUGGGGCUAAAUGAAUGGGAACUGGGUGACCAAUCCCCCCAGGCUGUUGACCUACGGAGUGCCUGUCUUCUCAUGCUCCCUGGUGUAAAUCAGGCGCAGAGAAGCAGGCGCUGUAGCCCCAAGUGAAGGCAUCUGCAGACAGUGCGGGAUUCCAGGCCCCAGCAAAUCUGUUGCACAGAGCGGGAGCAGGAUCUCUCUCUAAUCCCCUUCUGGGAGUCCUGGCCCCAGCCCUGGGGGUCAGGCGCUGCCCAGCUCAGCAAAUCCGUCCCCCUUUUCCAAUGGCAAAGCCAAGCCAUGCUUACUGUCGGAGAAAGAGAAUCUGAUUGGUGGACAUUAGAACCAAAGAUAAAUGGUGUUUGGCCAAUCUGAUCACUGCAUGAGCGAACUGUAAACAAGCACUGGGCCUGCGGCCAAUCGAAAAAGAGCUGGCACAGACAAGUAAACGAGCAUGAACUUAAUGGGUCUGAGCCUGCAAAAAUCCACCUAUUGGCUUCAAUAGUAUUGCUCCUGUGGCUAGGGGUCUACAGGGUCAAAACAUCUAUUUAUCAUUUAUCCCCAUACUCAUCUCUACAUCUUCAUACACACCCAUCUAUCUACCUAUCUACCUAUCUAUCUAUCCCAAAACACCCCCUCUAU
Gopherus evgoodei (Goodes thornscrub tortoise) is the source of this 3948-nucleotide messenger RNA. It is a transcript of the gene NHLH1, whose product is annotated as nescient helix-loop-helix 1. Bases 181 to 591 code for a protein of 136 amino acids. Gene Ontology annotation, molecular function: RNA polymerase II cis-regulatory region sequence-specific DNA binding; DNA-binding transcription factor activity, RNA polymerase II-specific; protein dimerization activity. The transcript has a single exon. Lineage: Eukaryota; Metazoa; Chordata; Testudines; Testudinidae. Gene Ontology annotation, biological process: regulation of transcription by RNA polymerase II. The record is from RefSeq and is a predicted model, not a curated record.